This is a messenger RNA of Fundulus heteroclitus (mummichog), 6610 nucleotides long. RefSeq names its product eukaryotic translation initiation factor 4 gamma 1. The record is from RefSeq and is a predicted model, not a curated record. The transcript is spliced from 33 exons. The coding region runs from base 177 to 5342 and encodes 1721 amino acids. Gene Ontology annotation, molecular function: mRNA binding; translation initiation factor activity; protein binding. NCBI's taxonomy places the organism in Eukaryota, Metazoa, Chordata, Actinopteri, Cyprinodontiformes, Fundulidae. Gene Ontology annotation, cellular component: eukaryotic translation initiation factor 4F complex.
GGCCGGAAUUAGUAGCUACCGGCUUCCGGGGAGCUUUCCGUCCGUCCGGCUCUGCGGACUCAAGGAGAGAAAGGAAACGCAUCUUUCCGCACUGUAACUACUCAUUGGACCUAAAGGAAAAUCAAACAUAUUCUUACACAGGUCCACGUCUGCCUCUCCAUGCAGAACCCCAUGAAAUGAAUAAAGCACCACAGCCUAUAACGGGACCCCCCUCCGCCCCCCAUCCUGCCCCCUCCCCUGGUCUUUCACAGCCCUCAUUCCCCCCUGGGCAGCCUCCUUCUGUUGUGUUUGCAUCCCCAGCACCUCCACAAAUGAACCCCACACCACAGCCCCGACAGUUUGCCCCCGGGCCCCGACCUUUACACCAACAGGGAAGCUUCAGGUCGCUACAGCCCUACUUCACCAGCCGGGGCAGCCUCCCUCCCAGCAGCGGGCCCCGGGGCGUCCCACCCAGCAGCGCUCCCCGGUCUGUGACCCCCACCCAUGUUUACCAGGCGGGACCUGGCUCCCAAAUGAUGAUGAUCCCCCAACAGCAGUUACAGUUCUCCAGCUCGCCACAAGGGGCAGCUUAUUUCAUAGGACAGUACCGCUCACCAACUUAUGUGACCACCCCUCAGCAAUACUCGGUCCCAGCUGGAACCCCAGGUUUCUACCCAGGCACCAGCCCUGCUGAAUAUGGUACUUAUGGGACUUACUACCCUGCACAGCCUCCGUUCCCCCCCUCUGUGCCGGCGGCACCCGUCAUUAUGAACCCAGCCCCUCAACAGCAGCAAGCACCGCCUCAGCCUUCUCAGCACAUCCCUACCAAACGGGAACGCAAACAGAUCAGAAUAAGAGAUCCUAACCGAGGAGGCCAGGACAUCACAGAGGAGAUUAUGUCAGGGGGCCGUAGUGGCUCUACCCCAACGCCCCCACAGACAGCCGUAUCUGGAUCAGAUAAUACAGUGCUGCCUCAGGCCAAUGGUGAGAGUGUCUCAGCUGCUCCUACAGCCCUGGUUAGGCCAGAUGACGGAGGGAAACUUACGCCACCUUCUUUGUCACAGACCCCCGAGCUUCCUAAGGUCGACCCCAUCAUCCCUGAAGCCCCUUCCUCUCUCACUAAGGCGUCUACCCCCCCUCCACCCUCACAAUCCACAAACACCCCUCUCAGCAAACCUGCACCUUCUGCCCCUGCUGCAGAUGUGAUGGAUGCUCCCCCACCUCCAAGAGGACCCACACCCACCCCCCCAUCAGCACCCGAGGUCCCUGCCUACCCUGCACCCCUCCCGGACCCCGUCCCCACCUGUUCUGCACAGAACAAAACGGAAAACGCGCACCACGAAGUAAAAGAGGAGGAAUCCAGGGAGCAGGAGGCUAACGUAGACGAGGUAAAAGCCUCUUUAGACUCAUCAAGUGCUCAGGCCCCGAGCGCUAACGGCGUGGCAGACAUGGACCUAGAAAAGCCGGCGGUUACCUUACCCCCCACUACCUUGGAAGACACUAUUGAAUCUCCCAUUGUUCAGCCCGAGGAGCUUCGUUUACAAAACGGCCUCCCACUCCCAGCUCCACAGAACCCCCACGGCCUUGCAGUCAACACGCCUGAGCGCGACGACAGCCCUAUAGCCGAGCCGGACUUAAGUCAGCAGACUGUCCCGCUGAGCUCUGCUGCCGAGGCAGCCGCGGCACAAAGCGCUAUGGCCGCACCCGAAGCUGUUGACCAAGUAGCGUCGUCUCCCGCUGUCGAAGAAGUUCCUACCGAAGCGGUUGUCCUAACAAAACCCUCUCAGGCGGAGGUGCAGGACGUGGUCACCAAGGUCGUCCCUGAAGUUAAAGAAGACGCUCCACAGCCCCAAACCGACGCCAAGGAGGAGACGCCAUCUCCUACGGAGAUAGUUUCCCCACCUGGUGACGCGUCUGAGACCAUAUCUGUUCCUCCUCCUCCCACAGCAGAGGAGAAGGAGGAAACUCCCAGUCCACCUACUGUCAUCCCAACCCCUGUAGAAACUACUAUGCAAGCUGCUGUGUCUGUGCCAAAGAAGAAGAGGAAGAUGAAGGACCUGAACAAAAAGGAGGCGGUUGGAGACCUUUUAGAUGCCUUUAAGGAGGAACUGGUAGUUGCUCAACCGGAGCCUGAGCCGGCGCCUGUCCCGCCGCCAGAGCCUCAGCCCCCAGCUGCAGCCCCUCCUGCACAGGAGGAGUCAGACCUGACCUGGGAGGAUAAGGAGGACAAGCUGGAUGCGGAGAACAUUCAGCCAGCCGCCACCGACAAGAAGUACCAGUACAAAGAGGAACAAUGGAAGCCAAUUAACAAAGAAGAGAAGAAGAAAUACGACCGAGAGUUUCUUCUUGGGUUCCAGUUCAUCUCAGCCAGCAUGAACAAACCCGAGGGUUUACCCGCCAUCAGUGACGUCGUCUUGGACAAGGCAAACAAGACUCCUCUUCGCCAACUUGACCCCAGCCGUCUCCCAGGGAUAAACUGUGGUCCUGAUUUCACACCCUCCUUCGCCAACCUUGGCAGGCCUGGAAUGGGAGGAGGAAGCAGAGGACCUCCCCCCGGAAUGGGCAUUGGAGUCGGCGGGCCCCGACGCUCUCAGCAAGUCCAGAGGAAAGAGCAACGGAAGAUCAUCACCAGCAUGUCGCUCAACGACGACGUGCAGCUAAACAAGGCAGAGAAGGCGUGGACGCCCACAGUAAAGAAAACGACUAAGAGCCGGGAGCCAGAGGAGCCGCAGGAGAACGACCCCGAGCAGAUGAAAACCAAGGAGCUCUUUAAGCGGGUCCGAAGCAUCCUCAACAAACUCACCCCACAAAAGUUCCAGCAGCUAAUGAAGCAGGUGCAAGAAUUGACUGUCGACACAGAGGAGAGGUUAAAAGGCGUGAUAGACCUCACCUUUGAGAAGGCCAUCUCCGAGCCAGACUUUUCAGUGGCCUAUGCAAACAUGUGCCGCUGUCUUUCAGGGCUGAAAGUCACAACCCCAGAUAAGCCCGGCGCCAACGUGAAUUUCCGCAAGCUGCUGCUAAACCGGUGCCAGAAGGAGUUUGAGAAGGAUAAAGAUGACGAUGAGAUCUUUGAGAAGAAGCAGAAGGAGCUGGAAGCCGCCUCAGGGGAGGAGGUGAAACAGCGGCUCAUCGAGGAGCUAGCAGACGCUAAAGACAAGGCCAGGCGGCGCUCUAUGGGCAACAUAAAGUUCAUCGGCGAGCUUUUCAAGCUCAAAAUGCUCACAGAGGUAAUCAUGCACGACUGCAUUGUCAAGUUGCUCAAAAACCACGACGAAGAGUCUCUGGAGUGCCUGUGCAGACUGCUGUCCACCAUCGGCAAGGACCUGGACUUUGAGAAGGCCAAGCCUCGGAUGGACCAGUACUUCAAUCAAAUGGAGAAAAUAAUAAAGGAGAGGAAGACCACCUCCAGGAUCCGCUUCAUGUUACAAGAUGUGCUGGACCUCCGACGGAACAACUGGAUACCCCGGAGAGGCGACCAGGGCCCCAAGACCAUCGACCAGAUCCACAAAGAGGCCGAGUUGGAGGAACACCGGGAGCAGAUGAAGGUGCAGCAGGCUCUCAUCUCCAGAAAGGAGUCCGGUGGAGGCUCAGGAGGCAGAAUGGGUGACAGAGGUUCUGGAGGUCGAGGUGGUCCUCACAACCAAGGUCGUGGAGCCGCGCCUCAGGAUGAGGGCUGGAACACAGUCCCCAUCUCCAAGAACCGACCGAUCGACACCUCUCGCCUUAGUAAAAUCACUAAGACUCCUGUUCUUGACUUGAACAAUCAGCUGCUCGCUCCUGGAGGGAAAGGCACCUGGGGGAGCUGGGGGAAGGGGAGCAGCGGUGGCACCAGUGCCAAACCUUCAGAUCCCGGUUCAGAGUCUGGAAACCGUCCAGCCACCAGCACUCUGAACAGGUUCUCUGCCCUGCAGCAGCCUUCAUCUUCAUCUUCAGACUCGGACAGAAGAGUUCCUCAGAGAAACAGCUCGAGUCGAGAGCGCAGCGACCGCUUCGACCGCUCCGACCGAGGCGGCGACCGCUUCGACCGACGGGACGACCGAAGAGAUGACCGCGACCGAAACCGGAUACAGGUCACCAAACGGAGCUUCAGCCGGGAGAAGGAGGAGCGAAGCCGGGAAAGAGAUCAGCGUGGCUCGACUGAUCCGGUCCGCCGAGUGGCCAGCGUGACCGAAGAGCGAGACCGCGGCAGCGCAGAGCGAGACAAGAGCAAAGAGCAAGUGAAACGGCAGGCGGCUGCCACUCCCCCGCCUCAGCAGACCCCUGCUAAGCCCGCGUUAACGGUUGAAGAGAUGGAAAAGAAGUCCACAGCCAUCAUCGAAGAGUACCUGCACAUAAACGACAUGAAGGAAGCCCUGCAGUGCGUGCGGGAGAUGGACAGCCCCGAGCUGCUCUUUGUGUUCGUCCGGAACGGCCUGGAGUCCACGCUGGAGCGCAGCACCAUCGCCAGGGAGCACAUGGGCCAGCUGCUGCACCAGCUCAUCAAGACCGGCAUCCUCCCAACACAGCAGUACUAUAAAGGGUUUCAGGAGAUUCUGGAGGUGGCAGAAGACAUGGCCAUAGACAUCCCCCACAUCUUUCUCUACCUGGCAGAGCUGAUCACUCCCAUGCUGCACGAGGGAGGAAUUCCCAUGGGAGAACUGUUCAGGGAGAUCUCCAAGCCUUUGAUGCCUAUGGGCAAAGCUGGAGUCCUGCUGGUCCACAUCCUCACUUUACUCUGCAAAGAAAUGAGCCAUAAAAAGGCUGGCACCAUGUGGAGAGAGGCCGGCCUCUGCUGGACAGACGUCCUCCCUGAAGACGUGGACGUCAACAAGUUUGUGACAGAGCAGAACGUUGAGUUCACUCUGGGCGAAGAGUCGGAGAAGAGCAGGAAGGAGAUGAGCUCGGAGGAGCUGACCAAACAGCUGGACAGACUGCUUCAGGACAAGGCGGACAAUGAGAGGAUCUUUGACUGGAUCGAGGCCAACCUGGACGAGCAACAAAUGUCCUCCAACAUGUUUGUCCGAACCCUGAUGACCUGCGUCUGCCAGUCAGCUAUUAUCUGUGAGAACCCCUACAAGGUGGACGGUGAAGUAAUCAAGCUGAGGGCCAAGCUGCUGCAGAGGUACCUGAAGGACGAGCAGAAGGAGCUCCAGGCUCUCUACGGCCUGCAGGCCCUGAUGGUGCAGAUGGAGCAGCCUGCCAAUCUGCUCCGGAUGUUCUUCGACACCCUUUACGACGAGGACGUGAUCAAAGAGGAGGCCUUCUACAAGUGGGAGUCGAGCAAAGACCCCGCCGAGCAGCAGGGCAAGGGCGUGGCCCUGAAGUCCGUCACCGCCUUCUUCACGUGGCUCCGAGAAGCCGAGGAUGAGUCCGACAACAGCUAGGAGCGCCGCAGGGACCCGCAGGAUCCCUGGGAGGGCGGCGAAUGUUUCGUGGACAGCUCAGAAGCGCCCGACUUGGCAAAAACAAAAAACAACCUUCUGCAUAAACCGACAAAAAAAAAAAUGAGAAAAAGAAAUCUUCAAAUGGGAGAGAUUGUAUUAUGGAUCGAACAUUCGGUCAUUUUCUCUGUUCCUUUUUUGUUUUGGGGUUUCUUGUAUUUACCCGGGAAACAGAAUGUUUUUUGUUUUUUUUGUUUUUUUCUGAUGAGAGGACUACAGGAUUAAAUAGAGAGCAUAUAUAAAAGAGAUAAUCGUUACAAGCUGCUGGAGAUGCUGCAGUGAUAUUUAAGCUUGUUUGCGAAUGGCUUUUUCUCAACACAGCAACACUAUUCAAAGAGUAUUUGCCUCUUGAGCGACAAAAGGCAAAGCUGAUUGCUGAUCCCAUCUAUAUUUUUGACGAAUUCAUCCUCUAUCAUGUGGGCCGGCCGCGGCUCACAGUGCGUCUGAUCUGCUCACUGCGCUUGUGUAGACCAGUAGCUUUUUGUUAUUUCCAGUGUUGGCUGAGUGGAAUGAGUGUUUUUUUUUUUUUUUAUAAGAAAAUAACAAAACUACAAAGAGAAGCAGCGAGGGAGGUCUGACACAUUUCAGACACGAGCAACGAUUGUGGAUUAAAAAGGCUUGAUGCGGACGGGAAAGGGUGCGAUGCACGGCGUUUACAGGAGGACGACGUUUCCCGCCUGACUCUCGCACGCAGCCGUCCGGCUCGUCUCCUUCGACCUCAGAAACACGAACUGGACUGAGAAAGAGCCGGUUUGCAGCUGCAACCCCCUCCAGAGCCUGUCAUCGGAUUUUAAAAAAAGUGAAAAGUCACAGAAGAAAUUUGAAUAACGCCCACAGAUGAAACGGAAUCACUUUGAGAUGACUUUUAAAAAAGGAAAAAAAAAAAAAAGAGAAAAGUUUAACAGCAAAUUCUAAGGCCUUUUGUUGCUUCCACGAGUGGAAUUUCAGGAGAGCUCUGUAAAUACAAGAUGGCUAGUUUUUCUUUUUUCUUUUCAAAGAAAAGAGGCUACUGUACGCCCUCUCCUCUGAAAUGAAGUUUCAGUUUUUCCCUGUAUUUAUAUUUUUCUCUCCUCAGCUGGCAGAAGGUGCUUGUAAUUAUCCAACCCAUUGAUUACAGUUUAAUUGAGAAAUUGUAAAUACUUUUUUGCUUUACUUUAUUAAAAAGAUAUUUAAUUAAAGAAAAAUGAAAGUGGACGCUGUUGCAGAUGGAA